Messenger RNA from Saccostrea cuccullata (small rock oyster), 2965 nucleotides. RefSeq names its product chondroitin sulfate N-acetylgalactosaminyltransferase 1-like. The transcript has 5 exons. NCBI's taxonomy places the organism in Eukaryota, Metazoa, Mollusca, Bivalvia, Ostreida, Ostreidae. Gene Ontology annotation, cellular component: Golgi cisterna membrane. The coding region runs from base 702 to 2225 and encodes 507 amino acids. The record is from RefSeq and is a predicted model, not a curated record. Gene Ontology annotation, molecular function: glucuronosyl-N-acetylgalactosaminyl-proteoglycan 4-beta-N-acetylgalactosaminyltransferase activity.
AGAGUCAUUAGUGCUAGCUGAUGAAAUGUUUAAAAAACAGUUAUAACCUCCCUAAAUAGGGCGUGUUUAUUUACAUUGUUGGGGGUAUUUUCAGACGGAAUGUAUAGACAGUUAUGACAGAUGUUGCUGAUUGGGCGGCCAGCCUCCGGUGUGACUUCAGGUCAUUUCCCCGUACACCUGCAGUUUCCAUUUCAACCAGAACAAGCCUACAUAUUUCUACAGUGCACAGAACAAGUUCUCACGAUUUACUGAUGAAAGAAUAUUUAGAAUCCUACUGCACGGGCUUCAUCAGAGGGGAAGAGUAAGCUGAUAUGAAUGUUUAGCAGAGUUUCUGUGUACCAUUAUACUGCAUGGAUGGGAAACAUGUGACAGCCUGGCUGGUGAACUGGUGAGUGUGGGGUCACGACCCGGCCAAUUUAUGUCGUGUUGGUAAAUAUUGGACAAAGCUUGAUAAGGAGAUUCUGACACUGUGACACAGGGUGGCGUACUCUUGUGUAUGGUCAGAUUGUCAAGUGGUCUGGGGCUAUUUUCACAACAAAGGCUUACCCUGGGAACACUAAGUGGAAUGGAGCUAGCUGAUUGGUUGAAUGUGUGGGCUUGCCUGAUCUCCUGAUACUCUGAUCGUGGGCAGCAUAGCGCACAUUGGGGAUUGAGGAUAUAAACACAAAUACAGGUUGGUGACAUGAGAGAAGGGAACCAGGAUGGGGAAGCCCAUGCCACGCGUACUGGUCCUCCUAUUUCUGUUGUCCGUGUUAACGAUGGUCGUCAUCACUAGAUGGGGUCUCGUCAUGGACAACAUCUCGACAACAGUCCCCCAGCAAACCCGCCACACCCGAGAAUUAUUCCAGGCCGCCAUCGAGGAAUCAGAGAAGAGACAUCAGAACAGGAUUGAGGAACUUCAAAGUAGAAUCAGAGACCUGGAGGGGAUUCUCGAUUCCCAGAGGUUACAGCGGGAAAAUGUAACGGCCAGCGUGAAUGAGUCCGAGAGUCAAAGUAGUCAAGUACACAAGUACCUCAGUGAGAAACUUCAGGCAGCUGAAAUCCUUCAUGGAGUGGAAAUGAAAAAUGAAUUUGAGAUGACGGCAUUCAACAGAUUUACACUGAACAGGAUUUAUCUGGUGGACCCAGGGCUGGGGAAGAGAGUAGUGGAGAAACCGAUAGGUUCAAAGAGGAGGGACUUGUACGACGUCAUCUCUUAUAGUGUCAGCAUACUGAAUGAACAACGCAAAAACAUGUCCAAAAUUUUUACUGCUAGUGAUUUUAUAGAAGGAAUAUACAGGACAGACCCUGCUUCUGGGACGCACUAUGAACUUUAUUUCAGAAAUAUCAAUUCUAAGGAAUCGGGGAGAUACUCAAAAGUUGCUAUUCUUAAACCGUUUGGUCCAUUAAUGACUGCCAUCAACACCACAGUCAGAACCAGGGAAACCUGGAUAAAUAUCAUACUCCCUUUAAAGGGAAGGUUGGAUUCUCUGGAAAUAUUUAUGAAAAACUUUGUAGAUGUUUGCAUUGCAAUUGACAAGCAUAUUUACUUAACUAUUGUUUACUUUGGGAAGGAGGGGCUGGACACUGUGAAAAAUAUAACUAAAACCGUCAGUCACACCCAUGGAUAUAAGUUCAUGAGAGUCAUCAACGUGAAUGAAGAAUUUUCGCGGGGAAGGGGCCUUCAGAUUGGAAUAGAAACCUGGAGGAGUAAGGAUGUUGUUAUAUUCAUGUGUGAUGUAGAUAUCAUAUUUAAUGCUGAAUUCUUAGAAAGGUGUCGACUUAAUACCGAGAAACAGAAGAAAGUUUACUAUCCUAUUGUUUUCAGUUUAUUUAAUCCAAAAUUGGUUUAUUCUCUAGAAAACAGAACAAUUCCGUCCAUCAAAAGACAAUUAGUGAUCUCCAAGACGACGGGGUUUUGGAGGGACUUUGGUUACGGAAUGACAUGCCAGUACCUCUCAGAUUUCCAGGCCGUGAAGGGGUUCAGUGAGGGGAUAAUAGGCUGGGGUGGGGAGGAUGUGUUUUUAUACAAAAAGUACGUCCGCAGCAACAUGAUAGUGGUCAGAGCCACAGAUCCAGGGAUAUUUCACUUGUGGCAUGACAAGGUGUGUCCGGUCACUUUGUCUGCGGACCAGUACAGGGGUUGUAUCCGGUCCAAGUCCCUUAGUGAGGCCUCUCACGCACAGCUCGGUAUUCUCGCCUUCAAGGACCAGAUAGACAUUCAAAAACUCCAAAAGAAAAAGUAGUCUUCCUUCUAUUAUGUCCUCUCUAAUCUUUUACUUUGCUGUAUUAUCAUAUUUGGGUAAAAUUUGAGAGUUUCUUUACAAAAAUGCCACAAUUAAGGUAGAUUAUUAUUAAAUUCCCAUGUAUUUAGGACAUUUUUAUGAUUUUCAAGGAGAUUUAACACCUGGUAUCAUGAUAUUCCAGCUAGGGCAGCUACUUAAAGAAGUUAUAGGCCUAAUUGUCCUUGCUAUACUUAUAAGUGCAUUGAAUAGAGAUAUCUAGGAAUUAUAAUUUAUAAACCAUAUUUAUCUUGAGGUACUACUCGCCCUCAAAUUUUGAGUACUCUGAGUAAAUAUUUUCCUCCAUAUGCUCAGACAAUCAGGGAGAAGAUAUGUAUAGAAUAUAUAUAUAACACUUAUUCUUCAAUCUUUAAAUGUUCACUGAAAAUAACCAUUAGACAAAUCUACCAAAAAAGACCAUAAGAAAAUUAAAGUCUUCUACAUUGUAUUUGAAAAAAAGGGGGGGGGGGGUUAUAGUUCUUUGUUUUAAUUUGGUGCUAAUAUGUUUCUUAAUUCAUUUUUAUAUAUCUAUAAUAGUAUACAGACUUAAUAAGGAAUUGAACUGUUUUCAUUUUGCACUAUUUUCAGUCCCUUCUCUCUGUAUGACAGUGUAUGAUUGUGUUCAGAUAGAGAAAUUCUAGUCUUAUUUUAACAUUAUAACUUUUAUACAUUCAGAGGUUGUAUUACCUGGCAGCACUUGUUUU